UAGUGUCAUCGCAAUCCUGAAGGCGCACUUUUGUGAGAAUUUUGCUCUGAGAAGUGGUUUUCUCCCCUUCAGUUCAUUAUAAUCUCUCGUACGGUGAACUUUACGUAAUUUUGGAAUUGUGUUUAUAACUACACAAUAUAUUUCCUUCUCGCUCUCAUUGCCACAACAUAGAUCCGUAUGUUUGACAGUGAAAAUGGAAAAUUCUUUUGCGGUAGUUUUUCCAUUGAAAUGAACCACCCAUGGACCAAAAAUUCUUGGUAGUCUUGUAGUAUUUACAAAUCUAUCAAAAAGACGAUGAUAUUAUGAAUGACGAUGGUGUAUGGUGUUUCUCUGUUUUUAUUUUUUAUUUUUUUGGGUGAAGAAAAUAUCAAGUGAAGAAGGGAUUGGGAAUACUUUCAUUGCGGGAAGAGAUAUAUAGCUGCUGUGUGACUUCAAUAUUUAGAUUUUAAUAUAUCUUGAACGCCAUUUUGGACUGAAAUAUACCUCCUAUAUAAUCUUUCGGACCAGGGAGAGUUUUAUAUGGUGUGUUGCAAAGAGGAAUAUAAAAAGCGUGAAACUUCAAUAUAUUGGCUCUUUUAGUGGACUUAAGGAGAGCCCAAAAGUAGGCAUUUUUUGUACAUUGAUGAAAAUACUAUAUUAAAUUAUUCGUUGAGCUGCACAAAGUAGUAGAUAAAUUUAGGUUGAAGUGUCAAAAGUUUAAGUUAAUAUUGUGUAAGAGAGAAUUGAUGAAGAAAAAUUCUAAAAGAUCCAAAUUUUUUCACUGCAUAAAAAAGAGCAAUAUUUUGUAAUUGAGAGGAGUGGCCUAAUAAGACAUAUAUAGGGAUCUUAUUGGGAUUCAAGUGAGAGUCUCAUCCUGAAAUGAUGACGAUAUGAGCGCCGAGAAAAUCGGCGUACGAUGGAAUUUGUAUGAAAAUUCACGAAAUAGAUUGGUAGAGAAGGAUAAUUGCGUGGGGAUUGGCAAAUGUUUGGACAAGAGCAGCAAAUCCCCACGUCCACCACUGCCAGACCUAAUCCCAAUACGGAAGAGUUCACUGGUGAAGAAUACAUCAAAAGUGAAUCCUGAUGGCAAUGGAUAUCACGAUGUCAAGGCAGAUAGUUCACAGUCUUGGACACACAAUCCCAUGGAAAUUUGCCAGAGGACCACACAAAUGUUCGACGAGGAAAAAGACUCCUUGUAUGAUGGAUCUUUGAGAGAUGAGGUGCAGGAAGAAGAGGCUGUUGAGGUGAAGAAGGUUGAUCAUCAAAAUGGAUGUGUUGAUGGGAAAACAUCUGUGAGAAAUGGUGGAAAGUGUAGUGAGAAGAGCUCAAGCAAUGUGACAGGAAAGGAUACUGAGGCAUACAAUGGACAUGAUAUGCCCAGUGUCAAUCCUGUCUUCCUCUGGGUCAUUCAGAAUGACACGGAAAUUGUUAGUGUGAGAUGUGAGGAUUAUGACAAAAGAAAUCGUAUACGAUUGACCAAGACGGCCAAUGGUACGUGGAAGGCCACACCGAGGACACAGUGCAAUGGUUCCCAGGAUGGAACGAAGAAGCACAAGAAGAAAAAGAAGAAAUCCGAUGAGGGUAGACGAGACAGGAGGAAGAAGCACAGGAAGGAGAAGAAGCAGAAGAAGAGGAAACAGGAGAAAGUGUAUGAUGAGGAGGCAGAAAUAAUAGCGUCAUUUCUGGAGGAUGAGGCUGCUGAGUAUAUGGAUGGGAAGAAGAAGGAUGAUGGUGCGCAUGUGCUGGAGAGUGGAGAAAAGUUGGAGACAUUGGCAUCUAUUGGGAGAUUUGAGGAGACAAGUGAGAUGAAUGAUAGGGCACCCGUUUGCACAAGUGAGACUAAGGCGAGAUGCGAGGAUGUAUCGACAAUGCAACAGAAUGAUGUAGUCGAAAUGCAGCAGAUGCAAGAGCAAGAACACUACAUUAAUGCAAUUCACGACAUAUCACAUGAGAAUGAACAGCAAACACAUAUUCUCAGUGAGUCAGUUUAUGAGACAUUUGAGGUGGAUACAGUCGUGAAUUGUGUGCAAAAUUCCUGCAAGGACAAUCAAGAGGAACCAUCUUUAUUUCAAGACACACACAUUCUUCUCGAUACAGUGGACAGCAUUGGGAGCACUAGUGGCAAUCAAUGCAAUCAGGAUAGUGUAGAGAUUGAGGGUGCUAAGAAGGUGGAAGAGAGUGAGGAAAAGUACCUACCGUUUAUGUGUAAGGGUAUCACUGGCGAAGACGACGCCCAGCAGAAUUUCAAGCAAGAAUCCUUCACUGACAAUCUCAACGUAACCACGGAGUUGAUUGAGACAAUAAGGGAGAUUGCUGUGACCAAUUCGGAGGAUCUCGAUCUAACGGAUCAGUGUGGAGAAAAUACGAUGACUGGUGCUGAACUUCUGGAUUCACUCAUUGAACACAGCUGUGAAGUCAACAAUAUUUCUGGUCAUAUUGAUGAUGUGAAGCAACAAACGGCGUGUGAUGUUGAGGAUGACUACAAUGAGGAAGAUGAAUUACUUUUAGAUUCAGAACCAGUGGCAAAUAUUAUUUCACGCCUCAGUGAUUCGCCCAAGUGUCUCUCAUUCACUGAAUCCGGAGAGAUUGAGACAAUCCUAGAGUCUAGUAAUAUCUUUAAGACAGGCACUGAGCAGAGUCUCGAUGAUUUAUCGCUCACAAUUAAGGAAUUAACAGAGACAAAAUUCAUGACAUCAGCUGAAUCAACGCAGAAGAAUAUGGCUGAAUUGACAGCACUCCUAUCGCCAGAUUCAUGCGUUGAGGAAAUGCCCAAGGAUUUGAGUUGUAAGCCAGUUAAUCAACAGCGAAGUCCAUCGCCAGCACGGUCAACUUCGAGGGGUUCUGAUACAAUUCAAUCCCCACAGCCAAGUGGAUUGCCUCCAAUUCCACCAUCUCCUGACAUUUAUUCCCAACACAAUCGACUACUCCAGAAUCUAACCACAACGUCCCCGAAGGCAGUUGAUGGGAACAGGAGGAAUGCACAGGAGAAUCAAUCUCAGCAACCAGAACCUCUGAAUUUGGGUGUCUACAGGAAAUCAGCGAGUCCUACUGUUAGUUGUUCCGAAGAGGCCAAAAAUCUUCUCAAUGAUCUCACAACAUCCGAUGACAGUAUCCUCAGUGAGCCUGCCAAGAAGCGUCUCAAGACAGACACCUUCAAGUCCGACGAUCCAAAAGUCUCGCACACUGAAAAGGUGGGAAUGGGAAAGGAUCCUGAUCCACUGACACAAUUACGACUACUGAUGUCCAAUAGUGAAUGGAAGGUUCCUAGUACACUUCUUGUGCCAAAAGAUCGUCUCAAUGCUGUUCUUGCAUCACCAGCCAGAGAAAUUCCCCUUUUACUAACCACGCGUCCAGAAUUGCGUCUCCCUGAGGCUUUUGCAUUUCCCACCAUUCUUCAGGAUCCAGACAUCUUAGUGGUGUCCCUCAGUCAAUUGGAAACGAUUCUGGAGAAGCAAGAUGAACUGUUCAAAUUGAAGGAUGCCGAAUCGACGCAUCAGAAAAAACUCCCAUCGGCAAAAUUCCCCUCAAUGCAUCACAAUACCGAGAUGCCAGAAAGGCAGAGGCAUCCUCCAGCACCGACAAUGAAUCAAAUUCCCACAGGUGGAAAAUUCGAUGUUGAUCCUGGAACACUAAACAUUUUCAACCAAAUGCUGUGGUUGCCGUAUUUCAAUCAUUUACGCAAUCAGAACAUGGGAGAUUUCAUGAAGACACCGAAUCUCAGAAAUGUACCAGGAAGCUUUCCCGAUCUUCUGAUGCUGUUGGCUGCACAGAACAAUCUCACCGGAGCCAUGUCACCCAAUUUCAUGGGCUGCAAUAGUCCAUUGGAAUUGGCUCUGUGGCAGGAGGCAAUGCUGCAGGAGAGUAAUCUCAAUAUUCAGCAACUUCAGCGACUCAAUGCCGAACGACAGUCAAGCAAGAAGUACCCAUCGAAGCAGAAUCUCACAAAACUCCCACAGUAUCAGCAAAAGACGCAUCCAAUGCAUUGUAUGACGAAUUCUCUGGGAAAUUAUCGAUUUGCUGGACAACAUCUGCCACCACAGAAGGCAACCAAUGCAGCUUUUCCCACGUCGCCGACCUACCUGCCGCGGGGGUGCAGUAAUUUGUCGCCACAUGUGAAGAAUUCCCUGCCAUUUGUUCAUCCGCAGCAUGCUCAAGGUGGCAGCAAGAAGAGUCAACCUCAAUCAACUACUCAACUCAACAACUUUCCAGCCCAUUUUCCAGCAGCUUCAUUCAGCAAGAAUGAAUUCAGUGAGAUGAAUCAGCACAAUCUGCAGAAGGUCAAGGAGGACGAGAGAGCGUCGAAGCAUAAGUAUCAGAGCUAUCAAGAGGCUAGGACAAAGGCAGCAUCGUGUCAGUCUCUGUUGAAUCUCCUAAAUCCAUCCGGUGGUGGUUUUGGGCAGGAGGACAAACCCAAACAGAUGCACACCACAAACACUGUGACUAACUCCUCAACUGUGAGUAGUCAGGCUCAGCCAGUGUCGCAGCCCAAGCUCAAGGUGAAGUCUGGGCAGCAUCUUCUCGAUCCAGCGGCCAUGCAGAGGCGUCUUCUGGCCACUGAUGAUCUCUCAGAGGUUGGCAGCACAACUAGCACGUCAGAUGAUGGACAGGAUGCCAAUUCAUCUCUCUGGCAUCCACUUUUUGGCAGUCCGCCGAAGAGUGGAGGAUACAUCAGUCCGUGGCAGUGGACAACAGUUACGAUAGCAGGAGAGUGACAAUCGAGGGCUCCGACUGAGCCCGCUACAAAUAAAGGUCACAGUGUUCCUCCCUAUCUCUACGAUAGUCUCUACCAAGGUGGUGAGGGUUUGGGAAUGAAUCCACCCUUCGGUAAUCCUUCCCACACAAAUAAAUAAAAAAAGAAAAUGAUAAGUAAGAGAAGUGCAUGAAAUAUGGAAGAAAUGAUGAAUUUAUGAAUGGCAAAUGAUUGAGAAAUCUUCACAAAAUCAUUUCUUUCAGUGCGAAGUAAACUUAUAACAAUUGAUAUAAUCUCUAAUGAAAUAUCUUCUCAAUAUUUAUUCAUAUGUUUUAGUUUUAUUAGAAGCAAAAGGAAAACAAAAAAAAAAGGAAAAGGAAAAUGGAAAAGAGAUAGAUAACACACGUGAAGGAAGAAAGAGAAAAAUUGUUAAAAAAAAAACCCAAAGACAGUUGAAUUAUAUUAUGAAGUCUACAUCUAUAUUGAUAUUUUGUGAUAAUUUUGAGGGCAAUUUUAUUAUUCAUUGAUGAAAUGUUGACGUCACCGUGAGUGUGGUGUUUUUUCUUGCCGCUGGGGCAGGUCAAAAAGUGUAGAAUGGGAAAAGAGGUCACACGACGAAUUUGCGGGAGUUCUUUUGGGGUGACACGGUGUGUGAAAUGUUUUAUUUCAUUUGUUAUUGAUUGAAAAAGAGAAUUGAGGAAAUGGAAUCUUUUUUUCAAAAUAUUACUGAAUUUCGAUCCCGACACUAGACAAAUAUUUGUAUUAUUAUUAAAAAAAAAAACAGAAAAACAAAAGGAAAAACUGGAGAAAAGCAUAAGUGUAUGAAAUAUUGAAAUAAUGAUGAAAAUUGAUGUUAGAUUGCGUAUAAAAUUAAGACAAAAAAAUAGAUUACCAAAAAAAAGCAUGAUUUAAAACGUAUGUGUGGAAAAAAAUCACGGAGUUUAAAGAGAAGAAAACACCCAAAUUUUAUCGUCUAUUGAGUGAUAUUUCAGUUACAAUUUUAGCGGAAAUUUCUCUUAACUGGAAUAGAGUUAAUGUAAAAGAUAUUUAAAUGGAAUUAGUCAUCAAUUCUUAAUAACUCUUUCUUAUUAAAAAAAAACACAAAAAUCAUAAUUAAGGAAAUGAAAGGUGUAAUUAUUGAAUGAAAUGUCGUAUGAACAAUAAUCAAAUUUUUAAGACUUUCCUUUGGCAUUGCCUGACUUUUUUUUUCAAAGAUCAGUAGAAGCUUUUAAUUUUAUAUUUUUUUUAUGCUUUUCGUAGAUCUUUUUUUAUCUCCAUAUUGGGUCACUACUCAGCAAGAAUCUUUGAUAUAAUUUAACAUAUGUUUCAUCCUGAAAAUUCAUGAUCUGUAAAAGCCGGAAGAAGAUAGCAAAACACUUGGAAAAACGAUUAAAAAAAAAUUGAAGGAAAAACAUUCUGCAGGAUAGCUAUUCAACAUCAAUCAUUUUAUUCGCAGUUCAAUGAACGUUUUACAUAAAUUAUGCAAUAUUUGCUUCAGAAUGGUGAAAUGGAAUUAGCUUUAGUAAAGCUAAGUGCCGUGUAAUGCAUUUUUCUUUGGCGAAUAAUACCUUAUAAUGCGGGAUAUCGUGAAUAUUUUGCACAAGCUUGUAUUUUGGGAUGGUUAUCUCAGUUUCUGUUAAAGAUAUUUGGGCGAGUAAGCUCUUGUGAGAAAGCUUGGUUCAUUAGCUUUCAAAAACCGGCAAGUCUGUUCCUUUUGGGUGAAAUCAUGAUCAUCCAUUACCAUUUUUGUGGAAAGUGAUAAUGCUAUUUUUGUUUGUUUAAUUUUGGAAUGGUAGGACGAUCUUUAAUCUCUCGACGAGUAUUAGUCAGGCUUCUACAGUAAUAAGGAAGCUUGACAGAUGCGUGGUGAGAAAAUCUGAUGAGCUUAGUCGUUCGAGUGAAUUAUCAUUUUCAAAGCUGUAUCACUCCUAACUUACCCGCCCGGUGAUUAUGAGAUUCACUGGUAAAAAUAAAAGGGUCACCCCGAUGAUCCUUUGAAAGGGUCACGGUUUUAACACCUAUUUAACUCUGGAAUAAACGAACAAAAACAAUGAAAAAGUCAUCUUUGGUGUUCGCUCAGAUGAGAGAAAUAUGAUAGGGCACACAGAAAAAUUUUGAUUCUACAUUUAAGAAUAUAUAAGAUUCUGGGAACUUAAAUUGAACGUGAAUUCCCGAGGCGUUUAACUUUAGAAGCUCUGAGCGAAAGAAAUGGGCUAGAAUCCCUAGCUCUUUCAAGUUAAGAGAUCGGGAACUUAAGUUCAGCAUUAGCUGGAAAAUGAAAAAUGUCUACGGAGUUCCAAAUUGCAACUAAAACUAAAUGUUCAAGCAUUUAGAAUUAGGACAUUGGCAUUCAUUGGAUGGAAUUUGAAAUUAAAUUCCUGGGUGUUUCUGUUUAAGAAUUUUCCAUUUUUCUGUGUGGAGUAAUAAAUUUACGAUAAAAUGUAAUAUAUCGUGAUAAAUGUGCACACAAAAUUUCAAAAGAUUCAAGUGAACCUUUCAAAAGGUCAAAUAUGAUCCACUUUUGUUGAAAAUGGCCAAUUUUACCCUUUUAUUUUUACCAGUGUUUGGGUAAUGAUCGAAACAAUAUGAUAACGAGCAGAAGCGUAAUGGACGGGCAGUGCAUUUUCGCCUAAGAAAAGCGCUUUUAUUGGCUUUUAAAAGGCCUUCUGUUGAAUCUUAUGAGCUUUCCAAGAAGUCUGAAAUCAGUCAAUUUCGUUAAAAAAAAAUAUGAUAAUUUUUUUAAAGACUCGGCUCAUAAAAUCGAAUAUUGAAGAAUUCAAAUGGAUUUUUAAAGAGGUAUUUGGGAAGGUUUCUAAUCAUAUUUUCUAUGCAGCUACAAAAAAAGCUUUUAAGAGCUUUCUAGUCCCUCCUGAAAUAAUCAAAAUCGGUUUAACAUUGAUUUUUUGUGAAUUUCUGAAAGAAACUUUGCAAAAAAUGUAAUUUAAAGUAUUUCAAAUUGAUUUUUGGGAAGACUGGGAAAAACUUUUGAUCAACUUUUGUCAAAAAAGCUGCAAUGUCGUCUUAAAAAGAGCUUUGAGGGUAUUUUUCAAGCUUUAUACUCUUUCCCAAAAUAAUCAAAAUGAUCAAAAUAAGUUUAGUAUUUAAUUUUUGGUGAAUUUUUCAAAGAAUCGUCCCAUAAAAUCUAAUAUAUAAAAUAUUUCAAAUUGAUUUUUGAGAAGACAUUCGGCAAGCUUUAGAUCAAAUUUCUUCAAAGAAAGCUUUUAGUUAUCUUAAAGGAGUUUUUAGGGUAUUUCUAAAGCUUUCUACUCCUGCCCAUUAUAAUCAAAAUCGGUGGCUUGAUGGGCUCAUUGUUUCACAUCGAAUUUUUUGGUGAAUUUCUGAAAGAAAGUUAGCAGAAAAUCUAAUUUAAAGUACCUCAAAUUGAUUUUUUGAAUGACUUUGAGAACACUUUUGAUCAAAUUUUUUUAAAAGAGCUUUUAGGGUCCUUCUCAAGCUUCCUAGUCCUACCGAAAAUAAUCAAAAUCUGUUUAACAUUGAUUUUUUGGUGAAGUUUUCAAAGAAUUGAUGCAUAAAAUCUAAUAUAAAAUACUUAAAAUUUCUCUUCGGGAAAACUUUGAGGUAGCUUUUGGUCAAAAACUUUCUCAAAAAGAAAGCUACAAUGUCGUCUUAAAAAAGCUUUUAGGGUCCUUUUCAAGCUUUGUAGUCCUCCCCGAAAUAAUCAAAAUCGAUUUAAUAUCGAUUUUCGGUGAAUUUAUGAAAGAAACUGCAAAAAAUUCAUUAUAAAAAACUUCAAAUUGAUUUCUGGGAGAACGUUCGGCAAACUUUAGAUCAAAUUUUCUCAAAAAAAAGUUUUUGGUUACUUUAAGGAGUUUUUAGGGUAUUUCGGGUAUUUCUCAAAUUUUCUACUCUUGUCCAUAAUAUUCAAAACCGGUUUGACAUUGAAUUGUUUGAAUUUUUGAAAGAAAUUUUACAGAAAAUCUAAUCUAAAAAACUUUUAAUUGAUUUUUGGGAAGACUUUGAGGAAGCUUUUGGUCAAGUUUUCUAAAAAAAAAAUCUACAAUUUCGUCUUAAAAGAGCUUUUAGGGUCCUUAUCAAGCUUUAUAAUCUUCCCCGAAACAAUUUAAAUCGGUUUAACAUCGUUUUUUUGUGAAUUUAUGAAAGAAACUGCAAAAAAAAAAUAUUAUAAAAAACUUCAAAUUGAUUUUUGGGAGAACAUUCGGCAAACUUUAGAUCAAAUUUUUUCAAAAAGAAGUUUUUGGUUACUUUAAGGAGUUUUUAGGGUAUUUCGGAUAUUUCUUAAACUUUCUACUCUUGUCCAUAAUAUUCAAAACCGGUUUGGCAUUCAAUUGUUUGAAUUUCUGAAAGAAAUUUUGCAGAAAAUCUAAUAUGAAAAACUUAAAAUUGAUUUUUGGGAAGACUUUGAGGAAGCUUUUGGUCAAAUUUUCUCAAAAAAAGCUACAAUAUCUUUUAGAAAGAGCUUUUAAGAUAUCCCUAAAGUUGUCUAGUCCUGCCUGAAAUAAUCAAAAUUGGUUUAAGAUCGAUUUUUUGGUGAAUUUCCGGAAGAAACUUUGCAGAAAAUCUCAUAUUAAAAAACUUAAAAUUGAUUUUUAAGACUGAACAAGCUUUUGAUUAUUUUUUUAAAAGAAAGUUGCAGUGUCGACUUAAAAAGAGCUUUUACGGUAUCCCUGUAGCUUUCUACUCCUGCCCAUUAUAAUUAAAAUCGGUUUAGCACUGAUUUUUUUGGUGAAUUUCUGUAAGAAGCUUUGCAGAAAACCUAAUAUAAAAAACUUUUGAUUGAUUUCUGGGAAGACUGGAGAAGUUUUUGACCAAAUUGACUUAGAAAAAGUUACAAUGUCGUCUUAAAAAAGCUUUUAGGACAUCUCUAAAGUUUUCUACUCUUGCCUGAAGUAAUUAAAAUCGGUUUAGCAUUGAUUUUUUGAUGAAUUUUUGAAAAAGGCUUUGCAUAAAAAGCUUAUGAGAUUCUAGAACAGAACCCUUAGAUUAUGGUCAGUAACUAUCAAUUUUCAAAUGUAAAGUUUUAUUUUAAGUUAAAUGUUGCAAGUUUAAAGUAAUUUCUGAUUAAUUUUGCGCUUUUUUUACUGAUCGAAGUAGAAUAUUUUAGUAGAAAUUUAAGUAGAAGUUUAAGUUUAAGUAGAAAUUCUUUGAAGACUCGAUUAAGCUCAUGCAAAAAUAUCCGAUUGAAGCUCUACUUGCGUAAUUUUUGGCAACCUAUAUCAUAUUCGAAGAAUAUGUGCAGUUCAUGAAACUCGAAUAAAAUUAAAUAAAAAACAACAUGAGAAUUAAUGAUUGGUUGGUGGAGAAUGUUGAUUAGAAAUUCUGCACAAUAUUUUUCUGUGUUAAUUUCAAUCAUUCUCUACUUGUUAUUAAUUUAUUUAAUUUCAUAACUUUUUUCAGUUUAACCGUGUUUAUACUCGUAGAAUGAUAUGGAACUAGAUUAUUUUUUUGCAAUUAAAUUUUUAAUGAUAUCUGGAUAAUUCCUCAUAUUUAAGUGCUUAAACAUUGAACAAUUCAGGAUGAAACCGCAAUUCUAAGAUCAAGUAGCUGAGUAGAGGCACUAAAACGAUGCUAAAUUACUGGAAAUGGAAUAAAAAAUCACAAUAAGGGAACAGUGCAAGAAAAAAUUCUCUAUUAAUAUUGUUUAAUUUUUUUUGGUAAGACUGUGAUGAACGGAUUGCAUAAUUUCUCUAUAAUAUAUUUUUUUUAAUUUCAUUCUGGAGCAAUUUCUGUUGACAAUACCUAUUUUAUGCCUUUUUUUUUUAAAUGAACGUGCAAGAAAGAAAUAAUCCUAUUGAACUUAUGUUAUUUUGAGUCAUAUUUUUAUUAUGUAUUUUAAAUAUAUAUAUAAUGUACCUCCAAAAUGUAACAUGUGUAGUGAGAAUAAUCACCCUUCCUCUUUAUGUCAUGUAUAAAUUACAUCUCCUAAUAGGAAAAUGAAGAAAAAAAUAUCUCUAAGACAUAAAUUAAUUAAAUAAAUAAAUUAUACUCAUACUGGG
This is a messenger RNA of Phlebotomus papatasi, 10644 nucleotides long. RefSeq lists its product as uncharacterized. The transcript has 4 exons. NCBI's taxonomy places the organism in Eukaryota, Metazoa, Arthropoda, Insecta, Diptera, Psychodidae. The record is from RefSeq and is a predicted model, not a curated record. The coding region runs from base 870 to 4691 and encodes 1273 amino acids.